AUGGCCAACACGCCUCUUGAACAAAAUAUGCAACGACGGCCGUUACAGCGAAUACCAAAAAGACCCACCACGCCUGGUCACACCUGCAGUGACGAGCAGUAUACCUGUUUGGCAGCUCCCUCCUCUCAUUCCCCUAUAAAACCUUCCUCCGGGCUCCGUCAGCACCACCUCUUGCAGGACUUCAGAAUCAAGUUUGAGAAUGAGCUGGCGGUGCGCAUGUCGGUGGAGUCGGACAUCGCCGGGCUGCGAAGGGUUCUGGAUGACCUCACCAUGAGCCGGUCUGAUCUGGAGAUGCAGGUGGAGGGUUUGAAGGAGGAGCUGGUCUACCUGAAGAAGAACCACGAGGAGGAGCUCGCAGCCCUGUGUGGACAAGUUUCUGGCAGCUCUGUGAAUGUGGAGGUGGACGCCAAGCCUCAGGAAGACCUGAACAAGGUCUUGGAUGAGAUCAGAGCUCAGUAUGAGGGCAUCAAUGAAAAGAACCGCCGUGAGAUGGAGGCCUGGUAUAAGGUCAAGUUUGAUGACCUGAACAAGCAGGUUGCUUCCAGCACAGAGACCCUCCAGACCUCAAAGACUGAGAUCAACGAUCUCAAGAGGACCCUGCAGGCCCUGCAGAUUGAGCUACAGUCCCAGCUCAGCCUGAAAUCUGCCUUGGAGGGUCAGCUGUCAGAGACAGAGUCCCGCUACAGCCUGCAGCUUAGCCGGCUCCAGGCUAUGGUGGACGGCUUGGAGAAGGAGCUCGGCGAGGUGAGGGUGGACAUCGAGAGGCAGUCCAUGGAGUACCAGAAAACCGUUAAGGUCGUCGAGGUCAAAGAAGAACGUAAACCAGUCAGAACCCAGAGGAAAAAGGUGGUGAUUGAGGAGAUCAUUGAUGGGAGAGUGGUGUCCCGCACAGAAGAUGUAGACACAGAGGUCCUCAGCAAGUAGACAGACUCUCAGCAGAUCUGUACCAAAAAAAACAACCAAUAGGUGCCCUUCCUGUCCUCAGGUGUCUACUAAAGCUAUUCAGGAAGAGAAUUUGUAAAUAUUUCUCUCCUAAAUCUUUUUUUUUUUUUGCAUUGCUAUUUGGGUUUUAUUUUUCUCAGAAAAUAUUUAUUCUGAUUUAAUGUUUCAGAAAAUAACAAAGCUAUUAAAAUUGGAAUAAAAAGUUUCUAAAAACCAGCGACAACAGUCAUAGGAGUCUACUCCUGCAGUACCUCACUCAUACAUUAGGUGGCACUGUUAAGCAGAUUAGUGAAAAAGCGUUUGUGCAAAGUCAAUUUGAAUAUUAAGCUACAUUUUCAAUGUUGUAUGAAUGGAAAUAGCAUUUUAUGUAGCAAUUCUUACAUUAACAGUGCUGAAGGUGUUACAUGUUGCUUUUUAUAAGGGAGCCAAUAUCCUUGAAAUGCUUAGACCACUGUGCUGUGCUAUUCCACAGAAUGAGAGCAGACCUCGCUUCCCAUAAACAUUUGUGUCUCUGA
Neolamprologus brichardi is the source of this 1457-nucleotide messenger RNA. The record is from RefSeq and is a predicted model, not a curated record. NCBI's taxonomy places the organism in Eukaryota, Metazoa, Chordata, Actinopteri, Cichliformes, Cichlidae.